Messenger RNA from Brassica oleracea var. oleracea, 1821 nucleotides. Its product is annotated as U3 small nucleolar RNA-associated protein 18 homolog. The transcript is spliced from 2 exons. Bases 77 to 1657 code for a protein of 526 amino acids. Gene Ontology annotation, molecular function: protein binding. The record is from RefSeq and is a predicted model, not a curated record. Lineage: Eukaryota; Viridiplantae; Streptophyta; Magnoliopsida; Brassicales; Brassicaceae. Gene Ontology annotation, cellular component: Pwp2p-containing subcomplex of 90S preribosome; small-subunit processome. Gene Ontology annotation, biological process: rRNA processing.
CUCUUAAAACCCUAAUCCUCCUACGAAGAGGAAGAGAACCUCUCGCCGUCGCCGAUAGAGUUUGUGGAAUUGAGCGAUGAGUACGUUAUCUCAAAACGCUCCGACGAGCAAGGCUAGAAGAGAAGAGACCGAAGAUGACGUAAGGGCCAAGAGAAGGAAGAUGGAGGAAGAGAAGCAAAGAGAGUCUGAGCAGGUUGAAAUGAAAAAGCUUGAGAAUUUGUUGUUUGGAUCACUCUACAAUCCUGUUUCGUUUGGAGAGAAAGACGGCGUUGUAGAAGGGUCUGAUCUGUUUCGUGUAGAUCGUUCUGCUGUGAGGCAAACUCCAGAUUCUGAAGAUGAUGAUGAUGAUGAUGAUGAUGAGCAAGUUUCUGACGAUGAGAGAGUUAUUAGGAAGGGAGAAGCUGCUUGGGAGGAUGAAGAAGAGAAAGAGAUUAAUAUUAACAUAGCUAGUGUUAACCGUCUGAGGAAGCUAAGGAAAGAGGAGGAUGAGGGAUUGAUCUCUGGCUCUGAGUACAUUGCUAGGCUGAGAGCUCAUCACGCUAAGCUUAACCCUGGAACUGAUUGGGCUAGGACUGAUUCUCAUAUCACUGAUGGAGAUUCCUCAGAUGAUGGAGGAGAAGGUGAUGAUGAUGAUGAUAUUCUCAAAACAAACGAAGAUCUUGUGGUGAAGUCUGGUGGCUCCAAGCUCUGUUCCGGUCUUCUUGAGUAUUCAGAACACGCGGAUGCCAACAUAGCAGAUCCUUCAGACGCUCCGAUCAACUCUGUCCAGUUCCAUCAAAACGCUCAGCUGCUUCUCACCGCCGGAAACGAUAGAAGGCUGAGGUUUUUCCAGAUCGAUGGGAAGAGGAACACCAAGAUACAGAGCAUCUUUCUCGAGGACUGUCCCAUUCACAAAGCUGCCUUCUUGCCUAACGGAUCUCAGGUUAUUGUCUCGGGGAGGAGGAAGUACUUUUACAGCUUUGAUUUGGAGAACGCGAAGUUCGACAAGAUUGGCCCAUUGGUUGGUAGAGAGGAGAAGAGCUUGGAGAGUUUCGAAGUGUCGCAAGACUCCAAGACCGUAGCCUUCAUGGGAAACGGAGGCUACAUCUUGCUUGUGUCCACAAAGACCAAAGAGCUGACGGGAACGUUGAAGAUGAACGGUUCAGUGAGGUCCUUAGCGUUCAGUGACGACGGGAAGCAGCUGCUGAGCUCAGGAGGGGAUGGACAAGUCUAUGUCUGGGAUCUUAGAACGAUGAAGUGUUUAUACAAAGGUGUGGAUGAAGGGAGCACGUGCGGGACUUCGCUUUGCAGCUCACCUAACGGAGCUUUGUUCGCCUCUGGGACAGAUAGAGGGAUCGUGAACAUUUACAAGAAGGCUGAGUUUUUGGGAGGCAAAAGGAAGCCGAUAAAGACGGUGGACAAUCUCACUUCGGAGAUUGAUUUCUUGAAGUUCAACCAUGAUGGUCAGAUUCUAGCUAUAAUCUCGAGGAUGAAUAAAGACAGUGUGAAGCUUGUCCAUGUUCCGUCUCUAACCGUCUUCUCAAACUGGCCGCCGCCAAAUAAAAAGAUGAAUUACCCUCGCUGCUUGGACUUCAGCCCUGGAAGUGGCUUCAUGGCUAUGGGAAACGCUAGUGGAAAAGUUUUGCUUUACAAACUGAAUCAUUACAUGAAUGCUUGAAGUGUGUCCUUGGCGAUGGGCAGUUUUUUGAGAUUGUUGUUGUGUUUUCCUUUUGUCUCAUUACUCUUCUGUUAUCAGUUAUCCUUCCAACUUUUUUCCAUCAAUGGAAUAUUUUCUUUCAUGAUAUAAUUGGAACUGAGUGGGGCAAGUCUUUUCUCACGUUA